UGAAGAGGAGAAGCAAUGGCGCUUAACCAAGUAUUGUUCUUCCUGUUGUUCGCCUUAGCCACAUCCCACGUCGCCACUGCCAGCGACCCCGACAUCACCUCCGACUUCAUCCUGCCCCCAAACGUCACUGCCGUCGACAGCAGCUUCUUCACCUACACCGGCCUGCGCUCCACGGUCAACUCCGCGCCUGGAGCAAGCUUCAGCGUUUCCAAGGCCGCGGCGGCUGAGUUCCCGGCCCUGCUCGGGCAGAGCGUGUCCGUGGCCGUGCUCAAGUACCCGGCCGGCUCCGUCAACCCGCCCCACACCCACCCGCGCUCCGCCGAGCUGCUCUUCCUGGUGCAGGGCUACCUUGAGGUGGGCUUCGUCGACACCAGCAACAAGCUGUACACCCAGUCGCUGCAGCCCGGCGACGUGUUCGUGUUCCCCAAGGGGCUAAUCCACUACCAGUACUGCAACUCGGGGAGCGCCGCCGUCGCCGUCUCCGCUUUCGGGAGCGCCAACGCCGGCACCGUUUCGGUUCCUAAGAGCGUGUUCGCCACCGGAGUCGACGACGGGGUGCUCGCGAAGUCGUUCAAGACCGACGUCGCCACCAUCCAGAAACUCAAGGCUGGCCUCGCAAACUAGCCUUCGAUUCCAGCUUUAAAUUAUACGUUUCAGGCUCCCAUUUAUUCUUUAAGAUUUAUGGUAGAUGUCAUUUCUGAAAUUUAACUUCGUUUGGUACGGGAAUAUUUCAGGAUAGUUGUUCGACAAAUUAUAUUCAAUAAAGAUUUUAUUUUUUUAUUUGUGGUCACCUUUUUGCAGAAAAUUUUACAUAAAUCUAUUGGCAAGCAUCUCAAGUUGAAUGUUUUGCAAACUUAAUUUCAAUGCUCUCUCUUCAGGAGCUAGAAGCUAAUCGAUAAGUGAAUAAAAUAAUCGCAUCAUUAACAUUUGAUACAAAAGGGUGCUUAUCUUCCCUUUUUUUUUUUCUCAAAGAGAAGCUUUAUAGCUUUCAAUUUAAAAUUUUCAUCUAAAAGUGAAUAAUCACUGUAAUACAAUAGAAAUAUCGGCAAUUUACCAAAAUACGUACUUAGAUUUUUAAAUCUACUUUAGUAUUUAUCAAAUGAUGCAUCUUUUUACAGUGAUCUUCCUAU
Messenger RNA from Zingiber officinale, 1130 nucleotides. Its product is annotated as germin-like protein 9-3. Gene Ontology annotation, cellular component: cell wall. The transcript has a single exon. NCBI's taxonomy places the organism in Eukaryota, Viridiplantae, Streptophyta, Magnoliopsida, Zingiberales, Zingiberaceae. Gene Ontology annotation, molecular function: manganese ion binding. Bases 16 to 624 code for a protein of 202 amino acids. The record is from RefSeq and is a predicted model, not a curated record.